Messenger RNA from Musa acuminata subsp. malaccensis (wild Malaysian banana), 1095 nucleotides. RefSeq lists its product as uncharacterized. NCBI's taxonomy places the organism in Eukaryota, Viridiplantae, Streptophyta, Magnoliopsida, Zingiberales, Musaceae. The record is from RefSeq and is a predicted model, not a curated record.
GAAAAAUAUAACAGAAUACGAACAAAUUAUAAUUGGUUGGAGGAGAGAUCGAAGAAACUCCCACGAGAUGGGCGUGGAAGAAACCGGAGGACCGGCGGCGCCGCUUCUCCCCCAGCCGACUCCUCCGCAGUCAGCGCCGCCAUGCUACGGCGUACCGGUCGCCGCCGCGGCCUUCCAAGAUCCCUACUUCCCUGAUCCUCCAGCGUACGUCCUCCUCCCCGUUUACCCCCGCCGCCGGCGCCAGCGCUGCGGAUGCUUCUCCUGCUGCGGUUCCCUCAUCUCUUCUUCCUCCACCCUCCUCUCGGCUGCCUUCUUCCUCGUCCUCCUCUCCUCCGCCUUCUUCCUCUGGCCCUCCGACCCCGUGGUCACCGUCACCCGCUUCCACCUCGAAGACAUCCGCGUCACCCCGCCGCCUCUCGCAGCCAUCGGCAUCUCCCUGAGGGUCGAUCUCAGGGUCCGCAACCCGGACUUCUUCUCCCUCGACCACCGCUCCAUCGUGGUCUCGAUCGGAUACCGCGGGAGGCCACUUGGCUCCGUCACGGCCAACGGUGGCCACAUUAAGGCGCGGGGGGUCUCGCACGUUCACGCCAAGCUCAAGAUCGACGGGAUCCGGGUGUGGAAUGAUGCCAUCUAUCUGAUCGAGGAUCUUGCAAGGAGAUCGUUGCCUUUGGACACGGUCACUGAGGUCGACGGCAGGAUGCGUCUCUUCUUCGUGGACGUCCCCGUUCAGGGAAAAAUUUCUUGUUUGGUGUCUGUUAAUCCAGAAACCCGGGAACUCAUUAAUCAAGACUGCUACCCUGAGGUAAGUUAUUUGACAAGUGUCACCAAGUAAUCUUAUUGCUUUUAGGACUUCACCUACCAUAGACUUCUGAUGCCAAAUGCCUCCAUGCGAUCCUUGUUCAGUGACUACUGGUAUUUGCAGCAGAGGAUUCAGGUGGAUGGUUCACAAAGUAUUUGUUUCCUAUUUCUGCAUGUGUUUUACAUAGUAUGCGAAGUCAAAACAAAACUUGUUUAUAAGAUAUGAAUUGUAGUCUAGAAAAUUGUAAUCCGUGAACUCGAAAUCUGAACAAUGUGUUUAAGUGAUGGCUUAAUUAA